Monoraphidium neglectum is the source of this 486-nucleotide messenger RNA. RefSeq names its product V-type H+-transporting ATPase subunit I. The transcript is spliced from 6 exons. Gene Ontology annotation, molecular function: proton-transporting ATPase activity, rotational mechanism; ATPase binding. The coding region runs from base 1 to 486 and encodes 161 amino acids. Gene Ontology annotation, biological process: proton transmembrane transport; vacuolar acidification. The record is from RefSeq and is a predicted model, not a curated record. Lineage: Eukaryota; Viridiplantae; Chlorophyta; Chlorophyceae; Sphaeropleales; Selenastraceae. Gene Ontology annotation, cellular component: proton-transporting V-type ATPase, V0 domain; vacuolar proton-transporting V-type ATPase complex.
AUGGCCAAGCUUCUAGACUUUGGCUUCAAUAAUAUUGACCUAUGGCGCUCGGAGGAGAUGCAGCUCGUGCAGCUGAUGGUACCUGCGGAGUCAGCUCAUGACACGAUCGGGGCGCUCGGGGACGUCGGCCUGCUCCAGUUCAAGGACUUGAACGCGGACAAAAGCGCGUUCCAGCGCACCUAUGCCAAUCAGGUCAAGCGCUGCGACGAGAUGGCCAGGAAGAUCCGGUUUUUCCACGACCAGGUCGAGAAGGCGGGCCUGACUAUCGGCAUCCGUGCAGUGGCUGACAAAACCUACGACUUGGACGAGCUGGAGGCCAAGCUUGAGGAGUUGGAGGCGGAGACCCUCGAGGUCAACGGCAACAGCGAGCGGCUGAUGCGGUCCUACUCUGAGCUGGUGGAGCUGCAGCUGGUCCUGGAGAAGGCGGGGUCGUUCUUCGACCAGGCCCGGGUGGAGGCGCAGGUCGCAUUGGCGUGCAAGGGGUAG